AACCUUUUAAAACUCGAUCGAUAAAAAAACGAAACACAAGAAAGGAAAGGAAAGGAAAGGGAAUGAAUCACGCAAUUAAAUUGGGUCGAUUAAGCUUACAAUCUCCAAUUUUGUGUUCAUCUUCUGGUUUAUCUUCAGUAACUGGGAAAAAAGGAGUUGGAAGUGUGAGAUUUGUUCAAGUUAAUAGUAGUGGUAACGACGAUCCUAAUAAACAGUCUAAUUUCCGCAACAUGGACAACAACACCAACAAAAAAGAUGAACAACAGGACAACAAUUUGAACGUGAUGAAGGAGUCCUUUGGUGAAGGAUAUUCAACAAGGAGUGACGACGAAGGGUUCGGUGGCAUUUACGGAGGCAACGAUGAGGGCAAUGCCGAGAUGAAAGUCGUGCAAGAUCCCGCUCACCAUGACAACGACCAAGGGAGCGAGGUGAAGGAGAAAGAGAAAUCACGUAACCAAAAGUGAUCUGACAAACACAUAUACUUUAUGAGAAAUAAUUUUGGCACACCAGAAAGUGAUUAAAGUUAAUAUGAGACUCAUGAAAUUGGCCGAACUUUAUAAGUGUCAACAACAACACUAAGGUGGUGUGUGAAGAUCAGUUUGUUUUUUCAUCAUCGACUUUCGAUUUGGCGUUCAAGAUAAAUAAUGUUGUUUUAUACUCAUUAUUAUAUGCUCUACAGUAAUGAGUUUAUGACGUGGAUCUCAUCUUCUCAACAAGUUUGAAUACGUAUUCGUUUUGUAUUUUUGUCCUCAUUAAACAAUAAGUUAAUGAUCAAAGUCGGAAGUUCAAAUUUAGGUAGUCUAGUUUAGUGUCUGUAUGAUACUUGUACCGACUUUUAUUUUGAUGUUUAUACAUAGACUUUUGUAGU
Molecule: messenger RNA, 868 nt
Organism: Spinacia oleracea (spinach)
Lineage: Eukaryota; Viridiplantae; Streptophyta; Magnoliopsida; Caryophyllales; Amaranthaceae
Exons: 3
Coding region: 63-464 (133 amino acids)
Source: RefSeq, a predicted model, not a curated record